UAUAUGCAUUCAUUGGUGUCAUUUUUGUCCAUCAGGUAGAGGAUGACAGCGCUCUCACAGCGGUGUACGUAAACCUCCCCCGGGUGCGACGGAGUACCCCUGACCCCUCCAGUACCAUCGCUUCUCCAUUACAGGAGUUCCCGGAUGCUCCCGAUACCCUUCUGUUAGACUCUGCAGGAUGGGAGAUCCAUACUGACGACCAGAGCGGGCAAGAGUACUACUACCACCCCUCUACGGGCCGCAGCACCUGGGAGUAUCCACUCAGCUACUCCAUGGAGUCAUCAGUGGGGACAGAGGAGGCCCGUUCUCCUCCCUCAUUCCCCCAGUCUCCCAUCAGCUCGCCCCUAGUCCCUUCUUCUCAGAGGUGGAGCUCGGACUGGGAGAAGGUGCUGGAUCAGAAUACUGGCAGGCAUUACUUCUUCAACCCUGUGUCGGGUCAGAGUUCAUGGGAUCCCCCAGAGGACAUCACCUCACCAGGGCAGUUUCUGGAAGAUUGCCCGUGGAUCAAGUCGCUAGACGAUCGAGGACGGACGUACUACUACCUUCGAGACGGCAGCAAGUCCCAGUGGAACUUACCUGAGUACUCUGGAAGUCCAGGACAGUAUGGAGUGGGAAAUGGGGCCUCAAUAGAGCAGGAUACAAUGGUAUCCAAGCAGAACUGGAGGCACAGUGCAGGAUACCAGGAAGAUAAAAGUCACUCAUCAUAUCCUCAGCAUACACCAGACAGCGACGCCUCCAGCUCUCCUGAGAUGCCACAUAAUGUAAGACUCCACAUCAAACAUUUAUGCCUCUCUAAAUUUAAAUUUUACGAAAAUGCUGAAAGCACUGUAGACGAUACAGAAAAUGUGUGUACAAAUGCCUCUUUUUGUUCAUUAGCAUCUCGUCAUCCUUCAUCCACUUCAACAUCUGAAGCCGAUCAGAAGAAGGUCCGUACCAAACUGAAGAAGUUUCUCCUCAAGCGGCCCACCCUGCAGUCGGUCAAAGACAAAGGAUAUAUCAGAGAAAAUGUAUUCGGAUGUCACUUGCACAAUCUUUGCAGCCAAGAAAAGACGAGAGUGCCCAGCUUUGUGGAGAAAUGCAUCCGGACAGUAGAGAAAAGAGGUCUGGGGAUCGAUGGACUCUACAGAGUUAGUGGGAAUUUGUCGGUCAUCCAGAAACUGCGUUUCAAAGCAGAUCAUGAGGAUCUGGACCUGGAGGAGGGGAACUGGGACAUCCAUGUGAUCACAGGAGCGCUGAAGCUCUUCUUCAGAGAGCUGCAGGAGCCCCUCUUCCCUUACAAUCUCUUCAAUGAUUUCAUCAAUGGCAUCAAAAUCCCUGAUUAUUACAAUAAAAUAGCACACAUGAGAAAUCUGGUACGGUCUUUGCUACCACCCAACCGUGAAACAAUGGAGGCCCUCUUUAGCCAUUUACGCAAGGUUAUUCAACAUGGUGAUGAGAACAGAAUGACUGUGCAGAACGUGGCUAUCGUUUUCGGCCCAACGUUACUCAAACCGGAGGUGGAGACGGCAAACAUCGCCACUUACAUGGUCUUCCAGAACCAGAUUGUAGAAUUCUUACUCAAUGAAUUUCAGUCGAUCUUCCACAUGUGAUUGACAUGAACUUGCACUGAAUACAAACCCCACUCAAAUGCUGGAGAUGAAGGUGCAAAACUGAUCUCGGUCCAGUGAGAGGGACAGUAUACAGAUCUGUGAAGGAAAGCCUCCGACUGGCACAUUUUACAGCAGGUUAUGAAUAGAGAUGCUACAGAAAUCUAGAACAGUAGCAUCUAUGAUUAAUAUAUUAAUAUCACUGAAGCGUUUUACAUGAGCAGUUUAGAUGUUGGCCAAUAAGGGCAAUACACAUUUUAAAACUGUAUAUCUAAAAUGUAGUUUAAAAUAAUGUGUUGUGUUUCCUUUUAGACUUAAAGAAAGCUGCAUCACAGGACGUUAUGUAAGAAUAUCAGUGAGCUUUCUUCUUAAACAUUUUUUUAGCUACUCCUGGUUUUUCCUGCUAUGGAAAGAGCAGGUCAGUUAAAUAAUAAUUUAAUUUAACUUGCCUUCCUGUGGUCUUUCUGUAGAGUCGUGCAAAACACUGCAAGUUUUUACCCGAUUUGUUUGGAUUUGCAAUGUGAUAAUAGGUAAAUAAUAUUAAAUUACAACAUUUUUAUGUUUAGGUGUCAAUUUUUUUUAUUAUUAUUUAAUACUUGCAUCUGUAACAUAGAACUUUACAAAGAAAAUACUACAGGCCUGUUACUGUAAAUUGGAAAUGCUAAGUUGUAAGACUUGUACAUUGUCAUUAAAGGCACAAUAUUUUAGAUUUUUUUGGUACCAAAAUAUAGAAUCUGAAUUUGCACGUAGAUUAAGCAUUAAUAUUUUAUGAAAAUUGGCACACUCAUAUAGUAAUCACUGUAAGAUUUGAAGGUGUGUGUGUGUGUGUGU
This is a messenger RNA of Sinocyclocheilus rhinocerous, 2417 nucleotides long. Its product is annotated as rho GTPase-activating protein 27-like. Gene Ontology annotation, biological process: regulation of GTPase activity; signal transduction. NCBI's taxonomy places the organism in Eukaryota, Metazoa, Chordata, Actinopteri, Cypriniformes, Cyprinidae. Gene Ontology annotation, molecular function: protein binding. The record is from RefSeq and is a predicted model, not a curated record. The transcript is spliced from 10 exons. The annotation marks the transcript as partial. Gene Ontology annotation, cellular component: cytoplasm.